Molecule: messenger RNA, 1416 nt
Organism: Rubroshorea leprosula
Lineage: Eukaryota; Viridiplantae; Streptophyta; Magnoliopsida; Malvales; Dipterocarpaceae
Source: the annotation of a GenBank genome assembly
AAACUCGUUGAGUUAAAAGCGUUAAUCAUAAUGGUUCGGCUCUUUUGGUCCAUGUUUCUAGGUCAGAAUAGCAUUAAUCUUGAAAUUUUGCCUUUAUAAGGGAAGGACCAACGACUAAUACUAUUGAGGCACAGAUCACUCUGCUCUAACUCCAACCAACCAAGAUGGAUGUAGAGAAAGUCUUUCGCAUGACAGGAGGAGUUGGCAAGACCAGCUAUGCCAAAAAUUCCUCUUUUCAGAAGAAGGUAGCAGACAUGGUGAAGCACAUAACAACAGAAGCAGUGCAACAAGUUUACUCAGAAAUAACUCCAAACAGCAUAGGCAUAGCUGAUCUGGGCUGUUCUUCUGGACCAAACACACUAUCCAUCAUCAAAGACAUUGUUGAAGCUGUUGAACUCGCAUGUCAUAAACUCCUCCAUUCUCCACCGGAGUUCCGAGUUCACCUUAACGAUCUUCCGUCCAAUGACUUCAAUUCUGUCUUUAUGACCUUACCAGAUUUUUACAGGGAACUUAAGAAGGAGAAAGGUGGCCAGUUUCCCUCCAUUUUCAUAGCAGGUUGCCCUGGGUCGUUCUAUGGAAGACUCUUUCCCAACAAUUCCUUGCAUUUUAUCUAUUCAUCCUAUAGUUUACACUGGCUCUCAAAGGUUCCCCCAGCUCUACAGGAUGAGAAUGGAAAGUCCAUAAAUAAAGGAAGUAUUUAUAUUUCCAACUCAAGCCUACCAAUUGUGUCUGAAGCAUACGUCAAACAAUUCCAGGAGGAUUUUUCAUGUUUCCUUAGAUCCCGGUCAGAAGAGGUAGUCACCGGAGGGAAGAUGGUACUUACUCUGUUGGGAAGAGUAGGCCAAGAUCACGUAGACAGAGGGAAUUCUUUCUUCUGGGAACUUCUCAAUCGUUCUCUGGCUAUUUUGGUCUCUCAGGGAGAGAUUGAGCAGGAAAAGCUUGAUUCUUUUGAAGUGCAUUUCUAUGCAGCAUCAAAGGGUGAAAUAGAAGAUGAACUGAGGAAAGAAGGUUCGUUUGCGUUAGAGAGGAUGGAAAUGUUUGAGAUUGAAAGGGAUGAGGAGAAUGAAGAGAGCUAUGGCAGGACAGUAGCAAAGGCAGUGAGGGCCAUACAGGAGUCCAUGCUCUGCAACCAUUUUGGAGAAGGGAUAAAUUUGGAGACUUUGUUUGACAUUUAUGGAAGAAUGGUGGAUGAAGAAAUGGCUAAAGAAGAAAUCAAGCCCAUCACCAUAGUAAUUCUUCUUAAGAAAUUAUGAAUCCAUGGUCUCAUAUCAUGAGUAAAUUAUCAAUAUCAAGGAAUCCAGGUACUUAAUGGUGUCAAUUAAAGCAUGUUUGACCUUCAAAGUCUGUAACUUUCUAUGAAAAUGUUGUUUGGGUAGAGUUUUUAUAAAAGAUACUGUAUAAAUUAUGAUUUCAUGU